This is a messenger RNA of Penicillium manginii, 249 nucleotides long. RefSeq names its product Bicupin oxalate decarboxylase/oxidase. The transcript has a single exon. Lineage: Eukaryota; Fungi; Ascomycota; Eurotiomycetes; Eurotiales; Aspergillaceae. The record is from RefSeq and is a predicted model, not a curated record. Bases 1 to 249 code for a protein of 82 amino acids.
AUGAAAAGCCGCAAAGCACAGCGAGCCCAGACAGAAUCCUGCAAUCGAUACGCCGGAUUUAAUCCAGCGGUCGUCGUCGGUGCCGACAAGGCCGAGGCCGAAGUAGACUGUGUUGCCGGUCUGCAUGCUCACGAAGGAGCCCCAGAUGAAGACGGCGGAACUGUCGAGAAGACCAGUGAUUAUGUAGCAGAAGAGGAGGAGGAGAUCGCCAUGGCGAGGAUCGAGGGGUUGUUUGAGGUAUGUCGAUAG